CAUAAAUUGUGGCAGUACGUAGUUUUUAUGGUGGAACCCAAUAAUAGUUAAUAACAGACAACAGUUGGUAUGUACUUGACACUCUGCUGUUAUUUGCAGUUAAUUUUAUCUUUGCGAUUUGAGAUUUUUAAAUGUUUUGACAAAUCUGCAGGAUGUUGGUUUGACUAGAUAUUUCUACUUUCUACUACGCGUUCGCACCCCAGAACGGACCAACCGAAGUGUUUUUUUAGAAGAGUGUUAUUCCGGCUACGUGGCGAUUAUGGAAAGUGGCUCGAAUAAACGCAGGCGCGAAGCUGAAGGCUUUUUGCCAGACGAGGUAUCCCUUUCCUCGGAAAUUCAAAAAGGAUGUUUGGACGCGAUGAAGGGUACAUCCGGUACAAUGUGUGGUGAGUCUGGCCAGGAAGCGACUUGUAAUGGAGAACGCACGAAAAACCUUCCUCCAACGAAAAUGGACACAAGCGAGGAUAAAGAGCCUGCCAUUAUAACCGAAAGUGUAGACGAUGCAUCUUGCGAAAGAGCCCUUGCAGAUGGAACCGAAUGCUCACAGUCUUUUCAGUUUAGCAACCAACCGACGCUGGAGAACAUUCGGUUUCAACACGACGCGUUUGUGGCGGAACGCGGAUGGAAUCAGUUCCAUACGCCACGCAAUCUCUUGCUGGCCUUGGUGGGUGAAGUGGGCGAGGUAGCUGAACUGUUCCAGUGGAAAGGUGAAUGUCAGGCUGGUCUUCCGGAUUGGGAUGCUAAGGAAAAAGAGCGUUUGGGUGAAGAAUUGGCAGACGUGAUGAUUUAUCUCGUGCGACUGGCUGAUAAGUGUAAUAUAGAUCUGCCAAAGGUUACGGAACGGAAAAUGGAGCUGAAUGCCAAAAAAUAUCCGGCUGAUUUGGUUUAUGGAUCUAGCAAGAAAUAUACGGAGUAUCAGUCAAAAAACCAAUAUUGACCCAAUGGUUUUUUUCUUGUCAAAAUCAUUACUGGACGACUGUUCAUUAAAAUGCCAGGCUUCUCUGGGUUACUUUUUAGUCGAUAUGUACAUACGUUCACUACUUCUGAACACAAAAUUGUCACAAAUGAGACACCUUAGUAAUAAGUUAGUAUAAACUGCGUUUCUUUGUUGUGUUUACCAAUUUUAUCGAUUUCUGGGAUUUAUUGCCUUGAUAAAUUGUUAUUCCGGCGA
Molecule: messenger RNA, 1171 nt
Organism: Paramacrobiotus metropolitanus
Lineage: Eukaryota; Metazoa; Tardigrada; Eutardigrada; Parachela; Macrobiotidae
Product: dCTP pyrophosphatase 1-like
Exons: 5
Coding region: 260-937 (225 amino acids)
Biological process (GO): nucleoside triphosphate catabolic process
Molecular function (GO): nucleoside triphosphate diphosphatase activity
Source: RefSeq, a predicted model, not a curated record